Molecule: messenger RNA, 3016 nt
Organism: Serinus canaria (Common canary)
Lineage: Eukaryota; Metazoa; Chordata; Aves; Passeriformes; Fringillidae
Gene: CSAD
Product: cysteine sulfinic acid decarboxylase
Exons: 15
Coding region: 1370-2869 (499 amino acids)
Biological process (GO): carboxylic acid metabolic process
Cellular component (GO): cytoplasm
Molecular function (GO): sulfinoalanine decarboxylase activity; pyridoxal phosphate binding
Source: RefSeq, a predicted model, not a curated record
CGCAGGGCAGCGGCGUGACGGCCAGCGCUGCGCCGCCAUAGUGUGGGGGAAGUUGCCAUGGCAAUGGCGCGACCUGGACCCCUCCGAGAGUCCCCGACCCUCCUCAGGGGAGGGACCCACCCGGGGAGGGACGCCCCGCCCCGUCGAUCCCCCUUGACUCACCGCGAGCGGGACCCACUAUGGCCCGACCCCACCCCCGACCGCCCCGGUCGCGGGACCGACCCAGUCCCACCCGCCAAUCCUCCCUCGGCGCCACGCCCCGCUGCCCCCACUCGCGACACACCCUUGGGGACCCCCUGCUACAACCCCGCUUUGGGCUCCCUCUCUCACUCCGACCCCUUCCUGUGGGGUCUCCCCCGUGACACCUUUUGGGAGCUGGUCCGCCCCUUUCCUCUGCCCCUCUUUAUUGCCCCCCCCACCUCCCACCCCGGGGCCGGUACUGGCCCUCCCCGUGGUGUCUGGGAAUUGAGGGGGAUACUGGAAAUGGGGCACUGGGAUUGGGGGUAUACUGGAAAUGAAGGGCACUGGGAAUGGGUGUGGGGACACAGGAGAAGGGGUACGCCAAACACUGGUGGGGGGACGCACUGGGAAUUAUAGGGGGACACUAGGGACAGGUGGGGGGUUCACUGGGGACACGGGGGACAAUGGGAAUAAGUCUGGGAACCCUGGGAAUGGGUGGGGGCCACACUGGGAAUGGGUUGUGGGGACACUGGGAGUGGGAGGUCAUAUGGAGUCACCACUCUUCCUACAGAUCCCGGGACACAGUCCUAACCCUGCCCAUUGUCCCCAGAACCCUCUGGGGCUCCUUCCCGAGUCCUGGACUUUGCUCCUUGCCCCCUGGCAACGUGACCAGAGGAAAAUUCCAUCCUGAGGAGGGAAGAGAGAGGAGCUGGGGAAGCCUGGUUGAGGAGACCCUGAUCCCAGGAAAAGCUUCUCCUGGGAGCACCUAAUUCUGGGAUUACCUGGUCCCAGGAUCACCUAAUCCCAGGAGAACCAGGUCCUGGCAGCACCUGAUCUUGGAAAAUUCCAGCUGGCAGAGGUGAGAGGAGAGAACUAUGUCAUUCCAGAAGAACAUCAUUCUGGAAUCACUUUAUCCCAGGAGAAUUUCAUCCUGAGAGAGCCUUAUUCCAGGAGUGCCUCAUCCCAGGGGGAAGCUCAGCUGGGGAUCACCUUAUCCCAGGAGAUCCUUAUCCCACAAUCACCUCAUUCUGGGACCACCUCAUCCCAGGAGAUCCUCGUCCCGGGACCACUUUACCCAGGAUUAUCUCCUUCCAGGAAAAGCCCAUCUUGGGAUCCCUCAUCCUGCUAGCUGCUGCCAAUCCCAGGGUCCCUCUUGCUGUAUUUUGGAGUCUCACCGUGUUCUCCUGCCAUGGCUGAGCCCUCUGGGGCUGGAGACAGCACCCCAUUGGAAUGUCCUGGCCUGGACACGGCCGCUGGGGAGGAAUUCCUGCAGGAAGUGUUCCAGAUCCUGCUGCAGGAGGGCGUGCGGAAGAGCACAGAUGUGACACAGAAGGUGUGUGACUGGAAGGAGCCGCAGGAGCUGCGGGAGCUGCUGGAUCUGGAGCUGCGGAGUGACGGGGAGGGGCAGGAGCGGCUCCUGCAGCGCUGCCGGGACGUGCUGCGCUUCAGCGUCCGCACUGGUCACCCCCGGUUCUUCAACCAGCUUUUCUCGGGGCUUGACCACCAUGCCCUGGCUGGCCGGUUCCUCACCGAGACCCUCAACACGAGCCCGUACACAUACGAAGUGGCCCCAGUGCUGGUGCUGAUGGAGGAGCAGGUCCUGGCCAAACUCCGGGAGCUCGUGGGGUGGAGCAGCGGCGAUGGGAUCUUCGCUCCCGGGGGCUCUAUGUCCAACAUGUUGGCCAUGAACGUGGCGCGAUUCCGGCGUUUCCCGGAGAGCCGGAGCAGAGGGAACUGGGACCUGCCUCGCCUGGGCCUGUUUGCAUCUCAGGAGAGCCAUUACUCCAUCCUAAAAGGAGCUGCACUCCUGGGAAUUGGCACGGACAAUGUUCACCUGGUGCGGACAGACCAGAGGGGGAAGAUGAUCCCGGAAGAGCUGGAGAAGGAGAUCCAGAGGGUGAAAGCUGAGGGCUCGGAGCCUCUCUUUGUGUGUGCCACGAGUGGCACCACUGUCCUGGGCGCCUUCGACCCGUUGGACGCCAUCGCCGACGUCUGUGCCCGCCACGGGCUGUGGCUGCAUGUGGACGCAGCGUGGGGGGGCAGCGCCCUCCUGUCCCCCCGACUCCGUCAUCUCCUUGCCGGCAUCCACAGAGCCGACUCGGUGACCUGGAACCCCCACAAGUUGUUGAUGGUGGGGCUGCAGUGCUCAGCAUUCCUGCUCCGUGACAGCUCCGGGCUCCUGCAACGCUGCCAUGGCGUGGGGGCCUCGUACCUAUUCCAGCGGGACAAGUUCUAUGAUGUGUCCCUGGACACAGGGGACAAAAGCCCCCAGUGCGGCCGCCGCGCCGACGGCCUCAAGCUCUGGAUCCUCUGGAAAGCCGUGGGGACGCGGGGACUGGCACAGCGCGUGGAGCGGGCGUUCAGUGCCACUCGGUAUCUGUUGGAGCAGAUGAAGAGGAGGGAGGGAUUCCAGCUGGUGAUGGAGCCAGAAUUUAUCAACCUCUGCUUCUGGUUCAUCCCACCCAGCCUGCGGGGCCAGGAGAACUCCCCGGAAUUCUGGGAGAAAUUGGGAAAGGUGGCCCCAACCAUCAAGGAAAAGAUGAUCCGGAGGGGCUCCAUGAUGGUGGGAUACCAACCCCAAGGAUCCCACGUCAACUUCUUCCGGCAGAUUAUCACCAAUCCUGCUGUCACCCGCCAGGACCUGGACUUCUUCCUGGAUGAGAUACAGGAAUUGGGAUGGGAUCUGUGAGCACUCCCAAAAGCCCCUGUGAAAGACCCCAAAACCUUCCCCCCAUCCCUGAGGAAGAGGAGCAGAGCCUUGAUUUCUUCAACACAUCCCAAAAUUGGAAAUGACCCAAAAAUUCCACACUUAUGGAAUAAAACAGCAUUUAAUGGU